Fusarium sp. VM40 is the source of this 990-nucleotide messenger RNA. NCBI's taxonomy places the organism in Eukaryota, Fungi, Ascomycota, Sordariomycetes, Hypocreales, Nectriaceae. The record is from the annotation of a GenBank genome assembly.
AUGGUCAAGACGCUCCCCUUCGCAGGCAUUGAGGUUCCCGUUCCCGGCUUCGGGGCCAUGGGUAUCAGCUUCGUUAUGGGCACCAACUUGACCCCUGAAGAGGCGGAGCCUCUUCUCCUGAAAGCCAUCGAGCUUGGAUGCACUUUCUGGGACACUGCUGUUGCUUACUCCGCUGGAAUUAACGAAAAGCUUCUUGGUGACUUUAUCAGGAAGCAUAACGUUCGCGAUAAGGUUUUUCUUGCCUCUAAAUGUGGUUUCGAGAUCUUUAAUGGUGGCGGCGGUCGCAUCACUAACUCAGCGAAGCAUAUCAAUGAGUAUAUUGAGGGCACCAUUGAGAGGCUUGGAUUCACGCCUGAUCUGUACUACCUGCAUCGUAUCGACCCCAAUACCCCCCUGGAAGAGUCAAUUACCGCUCUUGACGGCCUACGCAAAUCUGGCAAGACUAAAUACAUCGGCCUCUCUGAACCCUCAGCCGCUACACUCCGAAAGGCAAACUCAAUCGCCAAGAUUGACGCUGUCCAGUCUGAGUACUCUGCAUUUGAGACAGUACACGAAACUAGCGGUGUCAUCGAUGCAUGCAGAGAGCUUGGAGUUGCUUUCGUAGCUUUCAGCCCUCUAGGUCACGGUGUGCUCGUUGACGACUUUCAGUAUAAGACCCCUGAUGAUUUUGCCCCUGAUGACUUCCGGCGCAGCUCCCCCAAGUUCCAAGGAGACAACUUCUACAAGAAUCUUGCGGUUGUCAACGAGUUCCGCAAGGUAGCCGUCAAGAAGGGAGCUACUAUGGCCCAGGUAGCCCUUGCUUGGGUUAUUGCCCAGGGCUUUAUUCCAAUCCCUGGUACGACCAAGGUUCACCGUCUAGAGGAUAAUUGGGCAUCGAGGAACAUUGAGCUUAGCGACGAAGAGAAGGCGGAGAUACGGAGCCUUAUCGACAACACCAAGCCCCAUGGCGCUCGAUUCGGCGUGCAGCAUGCAGCAGCUGCCGAGAACUAG